Molecule: messenger RNA, 1392 nt
Organism: Peniophora sp. CBMAI 1063
Lineage: Eukaryota; Fungi; Basidiomycota; Agaricomycetes; Russulales; Peniophoraceae
Source: the annotation of a GenBank genome assembly
AUGCCGAACACAUCUUCGCCGCUGUUAGCGGCACAGGAGCAGGCCGCGAACGCGGACGAAGCCCUUGCGCAGGGCUUGCUUAUCCCCUCGGCCGAAGCGCACCAAAAGGCUGCUCAAGCUUAUCAGGAAUGCGUAGACGCAUCCAGCGACGAGAGCGCGAGAACCACACUUCGCCGCUUGGCCGCACAUCACGCAAAGCAGGCUGCCGACCUCAACACUCGCAUCGCCCAACUUCGCAAAGACGGCGUCGACCCCGCACGCCCACAGAAGACGAAUUAUCGCGCCGGCCCUUCGUCCAUUCCGCCACACAUGCACCCAGGACCGUCAGCCUCGCCUCCUCCGCACGGCUCGCGGAGUAGACUGAGCGACAGCCAGCACACCGUCGACGAGUCAUUCAUGUUGCUUGGUCAACAGAGCGCAGACGCGGGCGAUGCCUUCAACCAUUUCUGGAAAGCUAUGGAGCGCCUCGAUACACUUGCGCAACCGGUCGCAUUCGCUACGGCCUCACUCGGCCUGACCGAACCAAAAGGUCACGGCUCGCAAUCCUCGACCGAAUCAGACGACUCGGAUAUGCCCCGCUCGAACCGCAAAAGCCGCAAACCCGCGCGCGACGAUACAUUCAUGACCGCGCACGAGGGCGAACUCGGUCGGAGUGUCAAGGCUUCCGUGGUAGACUUGAAAGGCGACUUCGAUGAGAUAGCUGAAGAAGAUUACGACUCGUCCGACUCGUUCUGCUUCGUGCCUUCCAAAUCCGAGCCCUCGCCUGGCGUACUCAAAGUCGAAAACGACGCGCUCAAAGAGCAAGUCACGCGUCUCCAAUCCCAACUCGCGUCCGCGCAGAAAGCGCUACAGCAGCGAACAGAACAAGAUCAGCAACUCCGGGAUAAUAUCGCACUCGCACGGCGCGAAGCCCAGCGCGCGAUGGGCGCCUCGCUCGUCGCGGGCCGUUCCGGCAUCCUGCCUCCCCAAUUCGGCGCCUCACUACACGUGCCCGGUCAGCCGCCGAGCGCCAGUACAUCUCCCGUGCGCGCGCCUAUCCCGCCACCAGCCGUGACAUCACCCUCGCACCCUCUCCCACCGAUCCCGAUUCCCGCGCCUCCCGCGAUCACCGUACAGUCCCCGUCCAUCUCAUCAUCCUCUUCGUCCGCCGCCGCGGAUAAGCGUGUGAAGGAGCUUGAGGAGGAAGUGAAGAACGUGAAGGAGGAGUUGAGGGCGGCACGAGUGGAGAAUGAGAAGCAGAAGGCGAUGAUUGCCAAGUUUAGGGAGAGGUGGGAUAAGCUCAAGGAGAGCGCGAAGAGGAAGAGGGAGGCGAAGGCCGCUGCGGAACAGCCGGAGAGAAUCGUAGAGGAGCCUGAGGCGGAAGCGGCUGCUGAGGCUGGAGAGGGUCUUUGA